Messenger RNA from Pseudoliparis swirei, 4148 nucleotides. It is a transcript of the gene nsdhl, whose product is annotated as NAD(P) dependent steroid dehydrogenase-like. Gene Ontology annotation, biological process: steroid biosynthetic process. Lineage: Eukaryota; Metazoa; Chordata; Actinopteri; Perciformes; Liparidae. Bases 1053 to 2090 code for a protein of 345 amino acids. The transcript has 7 exons. The record is from RefSeq and is a predicted model, not a curated record. Gene Ontology annotation, molecular function: 3-beta-hydroxy-Delta5-steroid dehydrogenase (NAD+) activity.
UAUUGUAGAAAUGGUGUAUUUUGUCGUGCAACUAUGUGACACUGCCUCAAUACACCCUCUAAAGUCAGCAGACCUCAGAUCAGAGCUUCUUUUAACAGAAAAGAAGAUAUUAAGACAUACUAAUAAGACAUAUGGAAUAGCUAAUUAUGCCAAUUAAAGGAUACACAUCUUAACAAUAUAUAGGCUUUAUGUAAUUAUGUAAAGUAAAAAAAAAUCGACAAAAGUUUCAAAUAUUGUUCACCAACAUCCAUGACUGAAGAAAGCAUACUAUUAUUGUAAGUGUCCGGUGUACAGAUAUACUCCGUGGCGAGCCUAUGGCUCCUCACCUCAAAUAUUACUGUUAUUAAAUAUAUGUUUGAAUACGUUGAUACAAUAGCUGUAUCUUUCCUUUUUACAGCUGUUUAUUUGUCUUAUUGUACUAUUAUCCCUUUCUCCUAUUCGCCUACAUGUUUUUUUCCCGUAAUUAUGUGGUUCUAUUUGAACUAAUGUCUAAAUCAAAUGGUAUUUGGCAGUCAUAUGGACUUUAAUAUCUUUAUGUUUUACCCAAUUAUACAAACAUACUAAUAACAAAUAGAACAUGGGGAAGAUAAAAUGUUCUCGGAAAAAAAUGAGUUGGCUGCUUAUGGGAAAAAGAUUGACCCAGUUUCUCACUUCUCACAUCAUUGGUCUGACGCAUACAGUGGGGCGUGGUCUCUAAGCGAGGAGACGGAAAUAACGAGUUCGUGGUCUCCGAUUGGUUUCAAUAGUGGCGUUCUUUGACGUACUCUGCACACCAUUGGCCAGUCUUAACGUUGUCCCGUGCUGAUCUUUUGUUCGACCAAUCACAGAGCGCUUUUCACUCGGCUCAUUCAGACAAUUCACGGUUUAUAUGUGUUUGUGUUACACAUGCUGACCGCAGAUAACUACAGUAGCCUAUUGCGUGCUUCUUAUGUUGAAAGUUGUCUCAUAUAAGCCCCGCGUUUUAUACUACUUCCUACUUCACCUUUAAGGGAGCAGCUUUUCACCACGGUGCCUGAUACUCUCGCUCACCUGUUUGCCACUUUUCAAUCACUAUGGCUACGCGGGUCCGACCGAGCAGUAAACAAUGUGCAGUCAUCGGGGGGUCUGGCUUUCUCGGCAGACACUUGGUGGAAAAGCUGUUGGAUCGAGGCUACUCAGUUUCUGUGUUUGACAUCCGCCAGAGCUACGAACUGCCUGGUGUCACAUUCCACCAGGGAGACCUCUGCGACAUUCAGGCUCUGCUGUCAGCGAUGAAAGAUGUGUCCCUGGUCUUUCACUGUGCCUCCCCAGCUCCUUCCAGUGAUGACCGCAGGCUAUUUGAGAGGGUCAACAUCCAGGGCACGCGCACCGUAAUUGAGGCCUGCCUCGAGGCUGGAGUACAGAAACUGGUCCUGACAAGCAGCGCCAGUGUGGUAUUUGAAGGGAAGGAUGUUAAGAAUGGGAGAGAGGAUCUACCAUACGCCAAGAAGCCAAUCGACUAUUACACAGAGACCAAGAUUGAGCAAGAAAAGAUGGUCCUUGAGGCUUUUGACAAGGAGAAGGGUUUCCUAACAGUCGCCAUCCGGCCUCAUGGCAUCUUUGGCCCUCGGGACCCACAGCUGGUUCCUAUUCUAGUGGACAUGGCUCGCAGGGGCAAGAUGAAGUUCAUCAUUGGUGAUGGGACCAAUCUGGUGGACUUCACCUUUGUGGAGAAUGUAGUUCAUGGCCACAUCCUGGCCGCUGAAUGCCUGAGGCCAGACUCCCCCAUAUGUGGAAAAUCAUACCACAUCACCAACGACGAGCCAGUUAGAUUCUGGGACUUCAUGUCUGAGGUCUUAGUGGGUCUGGGAUAUGCCGCUCCCCGCUACCAUCUCCCUUACACUCUUGUGUACGGCCUGGCCUUGCUCCUCUGGCUGCUGGCCCUGCUCCUGCGCCCUCUAUUGUCCUUUAAACCCACCUUUACACCAAUGAGAGUGUCUCUGGCUGGAACCCAUCACUACUACAGCUGUGACCGUGCCAAGCGGGACCUUGGCUACAAACCGAUAGUCAGUCUGAAGGAUGGCAUAGCACGCACUGUGCAGAGCUACCCUCACCUCAGACAAGGAGCUUGAGGGUGAAAUGCAGGCGAAGUCGUUGAGACAUGUAAUGCUAAACAGUAACAAUCACUCUCAAAAUAGGUGAUCCUGAAUGGACAAUUGUAAUAUGAGGGAAUGGAAAGUGUAUCUAAAUAUCCCAAUGUAAAGCAAAUUGGUGCCUUUUCAACGUUUAUGUACAAUUUUCACCAGCAUAUGGAGGCAAGUCAUUUUGAUUUGAGUCAACACACUGCUAGCCAAAGUUUUACAGCACGGAGUGAACAGUUAAAACCACCAUUUAAGACACUAUAUAUAUAUAAUAAUCUUACACUGAAAGUGGCAAAGACUUAUAUUGAGAAAUAUUGUUUCAUGUAUUAAUUUUGUGCUGUGCACACAUUGAGAUGUUGCUGUUUAUGUCAAAUUGCCUUAAGACAUUCCAAUCAAAAAUAAUUCUCCCACACCUCGCUUGAAGAUAUUGUUUAAAAUGACUGACUCUACAUUACAUUAUGUGAACUGGGAUAUUUGCAUUUUGGUCAAACUUUUGGCAACAGUUUGGGGUUGUCCCUUGUGACCACCGUCACAUGCAUGAAGAAAGUGUUCUGAGCUUUGUGUUGAAGCGCUGACCUCAUCCCCAUCCAACACCCUUAGGAUGAAUAUGAAUGACAACUGCAAGCCAAGCCUUUCCCCAGGUUUCAAAAUCUUGGGGAAAGGCCUAUUAGAAGAGUGGACGCUGCUAUAUUGAGCAGGAUAUUACUGCUUAUAACUUAGUGUGGGUUCACCUUUCUCAAAUCUGGCCGAAGACGAUACAUGCCUAUCGUCAGAUAAAAAAAUAUUUUGAUGACCGUUAAAGCAGCCAACUUUCUUGUCCAUACUGAAAAUGAAAGGAUCUCUUCCUCAUGGAAUUUAUAAUGCAACAAGUGGGCAACAAAUCCAGGGGUUGUUCACUCUAUGCACAAAUGUAUAUCAAAGUUCAGCCAAAGCUAAUAUGAAACAUUACUAGUUCUUUUGAUAGACAAAUCAAUCCAAACCUACUGUGUACAAUUGCAACAUUCCCUCUGUGGAUAAUUUUUCCUCCAAGAAAAACAAGCUAAACAAGGAAAUGCUUUAAUAAGGGUUUAGGUUGCCUACUUGAUAUGACUAAAUCAGGAUGUGUGUUAGAUGUGCAGUAAGAAUGGUUCUUCCUUGAUGGUAUGGAUAGAGGGAAUGUUUGCAGUGAUUAACAAUUUACAUGUGGAAGUGGUUUAUGCAUACGUAACACAUUUUUUACAUUUUCCAAACAUUGUACGUCCAUGCUGAUACUGUAUCAUCCGAAUGGCAUGCUUUUUCUAGGAGUUACAAUCAGUGUUAAAAUACUGUGAUGGGAUGGGCAAGGAAAAGGCAUCGAAGGCUUUCUCAAUCCUUCCAUUUUUACAUUCCAGCUGUCAUUUGUUUUUUAUGAUGACAGUUGUUGUGGCUGGAUUUCUUCCUUUUUGGUCCAUUCUGACUGAUCUCUUAACCUGAUGCAUAUAAACUCGUUUCUCUCUCCUAUCUGACUGCUGGUGAGACGCCACAGGAUACUCACCCUCUGGACCUCAGAAAUCAAACACCCACAGCACACAGAGAGUUUGGAUCAGAGUUCAAUUCACGUAGAUUUAUUUGUAACCAACAGUUUCACAAAUAAACCUGAGCUGGGUGCGGUAUUAAAGACAAGAACCUCCUCCACAUCUGUCUUUCCCAACCCCCGAAAAAACAUAUUGACAUAUUAUUUAUACCAUCACACUCCAUGCAUGUGCCGCCUUCGUCCACUCGUCCAUUGGAGGUUUCUUGCUGAUGUCUCCCUCCUCGUUACUUCUCUUAUCGCUAUUGUGUCUAAGCCUCCAUUGCACAUUGCAGUCUCCUCUCUACCGGUUAAUACUGGACCAGCACAACGCCGCUGUGGCGUUGUUGAACCUUGUCUGAGGGGAGAGAGUUAUGUGUGCCCUCUCAAUCAUCUUUGUAGAUGUAAUUUAAGCCUAAUAGAACACAAUGGAAAAGUUUAAUAUACACUAUGUAUAUAUGUUGUAGAAGCACACCAUGUGAAACAUUUAAACCACCACACAGUUAUAAAACUGACAAACA